Molecule: messenger RNA, 807 nt
Organism: Aaosphaeria arxii CBS 175.79
Lineage: Eukaryota; Fungi; Ascomycota; Dothideomycetes; Pleosporales
Exons: 1
Coding region: 1-807 (268 amino acids)
Source: RefSeq, a predicted model, not a curated record
AUGGACGCUCGCCGCCUGCCCGUAUUGCGACCGUAUCGACGUGUGAUUCCUCUUGAACUAACCGCAACACUGUUUCCCACGGCACACAUGAUGCUAUUUUCAGAACUACCAGGCUGGCAAGGCAUUCAAGGGUGGCUUCUUCAACCGUCAUACAUCGAGGGAGAGAAGGCCAAGAACCCUGUUGUCACUCAUGAUCAUCCUGGAAUGUUCCUCAUUCCUAUCUUUCUUUACUCAGUGCAGUCUCUCCAAUACAUCGGAUUCCUUCCCGAGACCGCGAAGUUCCUAUAUGACACUUGGAUGCGCUACGAGCAUGACCAAUUGAGAAUGGGGAUAAGUUUCUUGGAAAACAUCCAAGACUACAUGGAUUCACGCAUGAGACACGAGGAUUGUAGGAACGAGGAAGCCGUCUUGAGGAGGAUAGGUGUCGACAACUCCGUCAUCACGUCUAUAAUGCAACACCACUUUACUUCGAGCAGAGGUGAGGAAACGCUGAGCGGGUUGUUGAAUGAUAUUUUUAUAAGGAGAUACAUUUGCUUGUGGAAAAUGAGUGAGCGGGUUUGCGCGAACCUGAGGGUGCGUGAUCCUUUACUUCCCGACUCUCGUAAAGACCUCGAGGAUUCGGAUGACGAGUCAUUCCCCAAGGUCUAUACGCCAGUAGAGUCGGAUGUGGACGAGGAUUUCAUUCUUGUCAAAAAGCCAAAUGAGCCAGUCGCCCAGAAUAACACACCAGGAGAAGUCGGUUCGGAAGAUGUGUAUCAAGACCCUGGAGAGUUAGAUGAAAACGAUACGUCCGGGAUGGCAGAUUGA